UGUUAUAUAAGCAAUAGUAGGAAGAAAGCAUAGGCAUAGACAGACACAUGACACAUGACACAUAAUAGCAUAGCCAUGGCCAGCACAAAACCAUUGAUAUUGUUAACCGACCUAGCAUCCACCGUCGGAUGAAGAGUUACUCGGAUGAGGCAUGGAAGACAACAAGGCUUUCGACGAGUUUCAAUGUGAAGAGUGAGAGAGUUUCGAACUGGAGGGACUUCUUGAGACUCCACUGCCACCCCAUUGAGGAGUACAUUGAGGAAUGGCCAGCGAAGCCUUCAUCAUUGAGGGAAGAUGUGGCGGAGUAUAGCAGAAGGAUGAGGGGGUUAGCGGUGAAGUUGGUGGAGGCAAUAUCAGAAAGUUUGGGGUUGGAGAAAGAUUACAUAGAGAAAGCAAUGGGGAAGCACAUGGCGAUAAACUACUACCCGGCAUGCCCAGAGCCAGAGUUAACCUAUGGGUUGCCACCUCAUGCUGAUCCAAAUGCAAUUACCAUUUUGCUGCAAAAUCAGGUGCCUGGCUUGCAGGUUCUCCAUCAUGCCAACUGGAUACUGUCAAGUGUCAACCCUGUCCCUAACACCUUCAUCGUCAAUAUUGGCGACCAGAUUCAGGUGAUAAGCAACGACAGGUACAAGAGUGUGCUGCAUCGAGCAUUGGUGAAUAGUGAGAAGGAGAGAAUGUCCAUUCCAACGUUCUAUUGCCCUUCACCAGACGCAGUCAUGAAACCAGCACCACAACUCGUGGACGAUGAUCAUCCUGCGCACUACACAAGCUAUGCAUACGCUGAAUACUACACCAACUUCUGGAACAGAGGACUGUCAAAGGAAUCCUGCGUCGACAUCUUCAAGCUUCAAAACUAAACUAUUCCUUCCAUGCCCCACACACUUGUUCAUCUUUUCAUUUAGCUCAAACCUAGGUCUUUCAACAUUUUUAAGUUUAUUAAUUAGUAACUAGAUCUUUUUAAACACGAAUAAAUUUUUUUUAUAUGAUCAUGUCAUUGGAUUCUAUUUAUUCAUGUAGUAAUAAUCUUUCGUC
Messenger RNA from Cajanus cajan (pigeon pea), 1032 nucleotides. Its product is annotated as protein DMR6-LIKE OXYGENASE 2-like. The record is from RefSeq and is a predicted model, not a curated record. Lineage: Eukaryota; Viridiplantae; Streptophyta; Magnoliopsida; Fabales; Fabaceae.